ACUGGCCGAGGGGGGCGGGCGGCUGGGGGAGGGGGUGACGGGCCCGGGCUCAGCACCUCGGAGAGCUCCCUCCCCGGCCUUGUUUUGCUCCGGAAUAGCCGCCGGGGCAGGGAACGAGGGGCCGGACACCAGGCGCAGAGGCAGCGGGAUGGCCGCGGUGGGGCUGACGGGCCCCGGCGGGCAGAGGGCCCAGUCGUGAUCCGGAGAGGGGUCCUGGGCGCCGGGCGGGGUGGGGGGCAGCGGGCGGCGGCAGUUGUGGCCGCACAUCUGGAUGGAAGCGAGCUUUGUCCAGACCACCAUGGCUCUGGGGCUGUCCUCCAAGAAAGCGUCUUCCCGCAACGUGGCCGUGGAGCGUAGGAACCUGAUCACCGUGUGCAGGUUCUCUGUGAAAACACUGCUGGAGAAGUACACGGCAGAGCCCAUCGAUGACUCAUCCGAGGAGUUUGUUAAUUUCGCAGCCAUUUUAGAGCAGAUCCUCAGCCACCGUUUCAAAGCCUGUGCCCCAGCAGGUCCAGUGAGCUGGUUCAGCUCAGAUGGGCAGCGGGGCUUCUGGGACUAUAUCCGGCUGGCCUGCAGCAAAGUGCCCAACAACUGUGUGAGCAGCAUCGAGAACAUGGAGAACAUCAGCACAGCCCGAGCCAAGGGCAGGGCAUGGAUCCGGGUGGCGCUGAUGGAGAAGCGCAUGUCGGAAUACAUCACCACAGCUCUGCGGGACACCCGGACCACCAGACGGUUCUAUGACUCUGGAGCCAUCAUGCUGCGGGAAGAAGCCACCGUCCUCACUGGGAUGCUGAUCGGACUGAGCGCCAUCGACUUCAGCUUCUGUCUGAAGGGCGAAGUCCUGGACGGGAAGACCCCCGUGGUCAUCGAUUACACGCCCUAUCUAAAGUUCACCCAGAGCUACGACUACCUGACGGACGAGGAGGAGCGGCACAGCGCCGAGAGUAGCACGAGCGAGGACAACUCGCCCGAGCACCCGUACCUGCCGCUCGUCACCGACGAGGACAGCUGGUACAGCAAGUGGCACAAGAUGGAGCAGAAGUUCCGCAUCGUCUAUGCGCAGAAGGGCUACCUGGAGGAGCUGGUGCGUCUGCGCGAGUCGCAGCUGAAGGACCUGGAGGCGGAGAACCGGCGGCUGCAGCUGCAGCUGGAGGAAGCGGCAGCGCAGAACCAGCGCGAGAAGCGAGAGCUGGAAGGCGUGAUCCUGGAGCUGCAGGAGCAGCUGACAGGUCUGAUCCCCGGUGACCACGCCCCCCUGGCCCAGGGUUCCAAGGAGCUAACCACGCCCCUGGUCAACCAGUGGCCUUCGCUGGGAACGCUCAGUGGGGCAGAGGGUGCCAGCAACUCCAAGCUCUACCGGAGACACAGCUUCAUGAGCUCGGACCCGCUGUCAGCUGAAGCUAGUCUAAGCUCGGACUCCCAGCGCCUGGGAGAGGGCAAGCGGGACGAGGAGCCCUGGGGCCCCAUCGGGAAGGACCCCACGCCCUCCAUGCUGGGCCUCUGCGGCUCCCUGGCCUCCAUCCCCAGCUGCAAGUCCCUGGCGAGCUUCAAAUCCAACGAGUGCCUGGUGAGCGACAGUCCCGAGGGCAGCCCAGCACUGAGCCCCAGCUGAGGAACGGCGUGGGCAGUGCCAGCCCCACCUGCCAGGGGCCAUGGACACCUACCACCUUUCUUCGAGUCCCCCAAUCCAGGCCAUCCUUCCAGAGAACGCUGCCCACCCAGCCAGGGGUCUCUCGGGGAAGACAACCCCAUCCUCUUGCCUGUCUUAGCUUCCUGCCAAGGCAGCUGCAACAGCAAGCUGGCUGAGCCAGAAGGCAGGGGUACCAAGGUCACAGGAGUUCCCUGGGGAAGCCUGUUUCAUUCUUCCCUAUGCCCGGCCAGCUCCCUUCUGGACUUUCCUUGCUCAUCUCGCUGACCCUCCUCAGGAGCUGGUGGCCCAUGCCUCUCCUGUCCCAUGUGUCCCCUGGAGUCACUCCUUUCCCAGCCCUGGGGCAGGGAGUCUGAAGGGAUCAGGCAAAUAAAAACCAGAGGACUGA
Lemur catta (Ring-tailed lemur) is the source of this 2036-nucleotide messenger RNA. It is a transcript of the gene RUNDC3A, whose product is annotated as RUN domain containing 3A. Bases 272 to 1612 code for a protein of 446 amino acids. Gene Ontology annotation, cellular component: cytosol. NCBI's taxonomy places the organism in Eukaryota, Metazoa, Chordata, Mammalia, Primates, Lemuridae. The transcript has 11 exons. The record is from RefSeq and is a predicted model, not a curated record.